AUGUCCAGCAAGCACUUCCUGCCAAAAGACCCAUUCUCCACGGUUAAUUUUGCUCUCAAGGGAGCAAUUUACGAAAACCCCAACCUGUCUCUCCUAUCCAAGGAACGUGUCCUGUUUAACAACAAUUUUGACUCCAGAAAGGUAGCUCUAAUCUCUGGUGGGGGUUCUGGCCAUGAACCUGGCUGGUACGGUUUUGUCGCUGACGGCAUGCUCGCUGCCUCCGUGCAAGGAGAGAUCUUUGCUUCUCCAAACUAUAGAAACAUCCAGGCAGCAGAGAAAGUCGUCCAUUCUGAUGCGGGAACAAUCUUCCUCAUAACCAACUACACAGGCGACAACUUGUACUUUGGCAUGGCUGCACAGGAGCUCGUCAACAAGUACGGCGAGGACAAGAUCCGCAUUUUGCGGACUACAGACGAUGUGGCCGUUCCGCGGUCCAAGAGCGACCGCGUCGGCCGUAGAACGCUGAGCGGGAUCACGCUCAUGGCCAAGGUGCUUGGCGCAUGUGCAGACGAGUACCACAGCAUUGACACAGUGUACAAUUUGGGGGUGUCCGUCAACGCCAACAUUGCCUCUGUUAACGCGGGGCUGGAUCACGUGCACAUCCCCACGCACGAUGCCACCACUGACUGGGGCCAGCUGAAGCAGAACGAGCUGGAGCUUGGGCUCGGCGUGCACAACGAGCCGGGCGUGAAGCGACUCGACUAUCUUCCCACAAACGAGGAGCUAGUGCAGAUCCUGCUCAAGUACAUUCUGGACACGACAGACCCGGAAAGAGGAUAUUUCCAGUAUGAAAAGGGGGACAAGAUCGUUCUGCAGCUCAACAAUUUGGGUGGGGUGUCGCAUUUUGAGCUGCUCGCCAUCCUGACAGAGACCGUGCAACAGUUGAAGCGCGACUACGGCUUGGACAUCACCAGGGUGUACCACGGCCACUUCGUGACCAGCUUCAACGCACAGAUAUUCACCCUGACACUGUUCAACGUGACCAAAGCUGCUACCGCAGAGUUCCCAGUUGAGAAGCUUUUUGAGUAUCUGGACAAGCCUGUGCGGGCUUCGAAUUGGCCGGCAAAUUACUAUACGUCUCUGGAGCCAAUUGACGUCCGGAACCGGGUUAUGGACGACUUUGAGCACAAUGAUGAAAACUCUGACACAGAGAAGCUGCCAGCGAAAGGAGACGUCAACGUCAGUCCAGAGCUAUUGGAGUCGAUUAUUAGGACGGCUGUUCGCAAUGUGAUUGCCAGAGAGCCGGACCUGACUAUUUGGGACACCAAGAUGGGGGAUGGCGACUGUGGAGAAGGCCUCAAGAUUGGAGCUGAGGCCGUUCUGGAGAGCCUGGAAAAGGAUCGGUUCACCGCGAGUGGGUCGUUGCUGCAUACGCUCACGUGCCUGCUUAAGGUUGUCAAGGAUUCGAUGGGUGGCACGUUGGGCGCCAUUCUGUACAUUUUCCUGCAAGGCCUGACCAACAAGCUGGAGCUGUUGCUUGAGACCAACGAGGCCCCGCUCCCGCUGGUUUUCGCCGACGCCAUGGAGUACGCAAUUGAUAAUCUGUGCAAUUAUACAAAAGCACGUGAGGGCGAUCGUACGGUUAUGGACGUUCUCAUUCCGUUUUGUCGUGAUUUUUCGCAGUCGAAAAUCCUCGGUCAGGCCAUUGAGGUGGCGCACACAGCUGCAGAGGCGACCAGAAAAAUGCAGCCUAAACUGGGCAGGGCCAGUUACGUGGGGAUCGAGGGCAACGAAACAGACUUCCCGCCAGACCCCGGCGCAUACGGUGUGUACGAAAUUAUCGCUGCUCUCGAUGAGGGGAUCAGCGACUAA
This is a messenger RNA of Ogataea haglerorum, 1812 nucleotides long. RefSeq lists its product as uncharacterized. Gene Ontology annotation, biological process: glycerol catabolic process. Gene Ontology annotation, molecular function: glycerone kinase activity. The transcript has a single exon. The record is from RefSeq and is a predicted model, not a curated record. Gene Ontology annotation, cellular component: cytosol. Bases 1 to 1812 code for a protein of 603 amino acids. Lineage: Eukaryota; Fungi; Ascomycota; Pichiomycetes; Pichiales; Pichiaceae.